Molecule: messenger RNA, 2887 nt
Organism: Sitodiplosis mosellana (orange wheat blossom midge)
Lineage: Eukaryota; Metazoa; Arthropoda; Insecta; Diptera; Cecidomyiidae
Exons: 2
Coding region: 127-1770 (547 amino acids)
Molecular function (GO): nucleic acid binding; protein binding
Source: RefSeq, a predicted model, not a curated record
ACUUGACAUUUCAUUCUACAUGUUAUGAACAAUUGGAUUUGCGUAUUAGCAUCGAUUGAUAAGCAAAAUAUAGUUUAUUUAAAAUUCGCUCGAAAUCUUUUUGUUUUCUGAAGUUCAAAACACAAAAUGCCGUUCAUUUGGGACGAUUCGGAAUGGAUGUUGAUAGAUAACGAAGAUUCAUACGAUAAAAGUCGUUUUGUUGUGGCACGAAAACUUUGUGUUAGACCGACUCAGCUCGAUGUGGCUAAUGAAGGGUUUUCAAUUGAAUCAAUUCGUCGACACUUUCGGAAAUUUGGCGAGAUCGAAUCGAUUGAACUGCUGCCCAACAAUGAACCAGAAGCACAUGUGACAUUUGUCAGCGAUCGAAUUGCUUGUUUUGUGCAAUCGCACUUUGAGCUAGACACGAAGAUGAACAAAAUGCAGCCGUAUGAAGUUGAGCCAGCUUACACAUGGGAACAACCGUUAGAAAAUGCCAAUCCACCACCUGGAGAUGAUAUGGAAGUUGAUGAUGAACAAACUUCGGAAAUAUUCAGGUUGGACGAAGACUGUCUGCUGCAUAUGUUUAAGUUCUUGGAUAUCGACUCACUUGUUAAUAUGGCCUUCGUGUGUAAAUUGUUCAACCAAUUGCUGCGCCUACACUGUUUUCCACGUAUUCAAAAGUACAAAGUGUACAUUAACAAUCCAACGGACACGCUGGCCAAAGUACGUCGAACGAUGCUUUGCAUUGGACAACAUAUCACUGAUUUAUCAUUCCGAACUGAUUUAUUCUAUGGUCCUGGUUCUCAACAUCGAAGUGAAGUAGUCAGUCAUACAUCAAAAUAUCUGAAAGUAAUCGCACAGAACGUGAGCCAGAACGUUCGCCAAGCAUUUUUUUGCUUUGGAUUUAAUGGAAACCUUAUUGGGACGAUCGCACCAAUUCUUCAAAAUUUGAGAUCGCUAACAAUUGUCAAUAGAAGUGAAAAAUUCGAAAAUGAGAUCGAUUUUAACGCAUUGUGCCCCAAUUUGAUUGAAUUUAACGUGAAUGCACAAUUGUCGAUGGACGUUUGCUGCAAACCAUGGUCAAGCCUGCGUAGUAUUUCGGUGAUGUACAACAACAAAUUGGAACCAGAAAAAUUGAUAUCCAUUAUUGAACAAAAUCCUCAGCUUACAUGCUUAAGAUUCGCUUGGUACAGUGAAAAUUAUCGUGCUCUCUUUCCGGCAAUCACAAAACACUUGGCCAGUCUCGAAAAAUUGGAUAUUUGGUGUAAUCCAUACCAUGUACCACUAAAUAAUAAUUUUGUUGUACAUUUCGAUGGCCUUGGAAAACUUCCACUUCUGCGUGAAAUUUCUUUGGGUCGUUUGGAAGUUGGCAGUUUGAAAGGCGUUGUUGACAAUCUACCAAAAUUCACAAAUUUACGAAAAAUAGAACUGACUGGUUGUUCCGGAAAUAAUUCGGAAAUAAUAAUAAACUACGGGCAAUCCAUGGUGAACUUGGCAAGAAAACUAUUACUUUUGGAAGAGCUAACACUGGACUAUAUACCAAUGGAAGAAGAAACUUUACUAGACAUAGUCCGCUUUGGCCGCCAGUUGAAAGUGUUGUACGUUUACCAGUGUAAAUUAGUUUUCUCCGAUGAAUUGAUCUUCAAGUUGGUUGACGCACUGAAAUGCUAUCGAGAAGAAUCCGACGAAGCCUUGCAGUUAUUGUUGCCGCAAAACGACUUGGAUAGAUUGGAUGCUGCCAAGAAAAUUGAAGGCUAUCUACAAUUGAAACGCCCCGAAACCAGUAUUUGAUCAUUACCGAAAAGUUAAAAAAAAGGAAUAAAAUUUAUGAAUAUUUUCAUUUAAAAAACAACUUUCCAAGUCUGUUGACUGAAUGAUUCGAUUUAUUCGUACUUUAGCGUCUAUUUCCAAAAAAAUUGGGAACAUAGGAGCAUCAACAUCAUUUGAAUGCUCUGGAGCGAAAAUGUAAUACAGACAAGUUGAGCGGAAAAAUGUCAAAUGAAAACGGGAUAGCUAUAUAGUUCACUAUAGUUUACUAUACACUUUAGCUAUCCCUUUCCCGCAUAUUCAUCAUUGACAUUUUUCCGCUCAACUUUUCUGUAUUACAUUUUCGCUCCAAACCAUUCAUUUGUCUUAGUUUUCAUCAAAACCAGAAAUCGAUCAUUGCAAAAUAAAAUGUUGGUAAUAUAAUCAGCUUAGUUUAAAAUUUAUUUGCGCACAAAAACACAUAUAUAAAAAUGCUUAUAUUGUAAGCCAUUCAAUAAAAACCAAAUGCCGUUCAGUGGAAUUCCUAUCAAUGAAAAAAUAUAUAGAAAAAUGAGGCAUCAUGAGUUAUCGGAUCAGAAAAUUCUAAAUGUGUAGGUUGCUGAAUCUCAGUGGUUCCAAGUAAUUUCACAAAUUUGCACAACAUAAGAUUGAGCUGCCACGAUGCAUCAUCAAAAAUAUGAAACUAUGAACAAUUUGACAAGAAACCUUCAAGAAAGGUUGACUAAACGGUAAUAAUCCAAAUAAAGAAGGAAUCUUUAGUAGACUCUUGAACAUUUUAGACAUUCUCUGCUCUCUACUGUAAGCUAGUUUUUUUUUUAUGAAUUGAUCAAAAAAGAUUUCAACAAAUCGGAUGCUGAUAAAUUCAAAUCUAAGAUAUCUACAAUUAAAAUGUACCCAAGAAGCAAGUUCAGCGAGUUCGCUUACUGCAUUAUAACUAGAAUACCUUACACGACUUCCCAUGAAAUAUGUAGUUUGUAUUGAGCUAAUUUGAUACAAACCUUUGAAAUGUUCUCUUGAUAAUGAUUUUAUCAUAGAUUUUGAAUUGUUUUGAAGCGAUAAUUCGAAUUUUUUUCACAUAUCUUUACCUGUAACAGCUGUUUACGUCUGGAAUAAAAAUAAGUGUAUAAAAAUGCCCAAUAAA